This is a messenger RNA of Sinocyclocheilus rhinocerous, 5964 nucleotides long. RefSeq names its product ELKS/Rab6-interacting/CAST family member 1-like. Gene Ontology annotation, cellular component: cytoskeleton of presynaptic active zone. Bases 451 to 3894 code for a protein of 1147 amino acids. The transcript is spliced from 22 exons. Lineage: Eukaryota; Metazoa; Chordata; Actinopteri; Cypriniformes; Cyprinidae. Gene Ontology annotation, biological process: neuromuscular synaptic transmission; regulation of synaptic plasticity; maintenance of presynaptic active zone structure. Gene Ontology annotation, molecular function: structural constituent of presynaptic active zone. The record is from RefSeq and is a predicted model, not a curated record.
UAAGAGGUGCAGAAGCGCUCGUGCACGUCACGGCGGUCAUGGAGGCCAGUGUCGGGCGCGCGCAUCCCGGUUCGUUACGUCACUUGAAGCGCCCUGGCUCGUAGCUCUGGCAAAGAGAGGAAGAAAACGACAGAAGUACUCUAAAACAGGGCUUUCCCCGCCGUUAUCAGCUCUCAAAGUGAUAACGGCCCGUCUACAACAAUAGAUACAGGCACAGCCAUCUCACCAAACCGGACUAACCUCUUGUGGAAGAAGGAAUAUAACAUGACCAGAUUAAACGGAUAAAACCAGGCACUCUUCAACACAUGGUGAAAAUGAAACAUCUGCAUCUUUGAAUGCUUAAAAUAAGCCAAAAGUAGAUCACAGACCCUUCAAGAUUUACAAAAAUCAUCUUAUCGGUCCAUAUUGUCAUUUUCUCUUCACUCUUGCCCUUCUCCGGUCAAAACCACCAUGUAUGGUAGUGCCCGAUCCGUGGGCAAAGUGGAGGGCAACCACAGCGGCGGGAGCAAUCAGAGUCCCGGCCGCUCGCCCCGUCUCCCUCGCUCGCCCCAUCUGGGCUACCGCCGCACCAACAGCACAGGGGGCAGUGGAGCCGGAGGUCCAGGUGGUAAAACCCUUUCCAUGGAGAACAUCCAGUCUCUCAAUGCUGCCUACGCCACAUCCGGCCCCAUGUACCUGAGCGACAACGAGGUGGUGGCGUCUGGCCCGGACCUGCCGAAGAGCACCAUGACGCUGGGCCGCUCGGGAGGACGGGUGCCUUACGGCGUGCGCACCACAGUCAUGGGAUCCAGCCCAAACAUCUCCACUGGGGCUCCCGGAUCCGUUCCCACUGAUGCCAUUGCUUUUGGAGACCACCAUAUGCCUUCCACCCUGGCGUCCACUGUGCCUCAUUCGCUGCGCCAGGCGCGGGACAACACCAUCAUUGACCUGCAGGCCCAGCUCAAGGAGGUGCUCAGGGAGAACGAGCUCCUGCGGAAGGAGGUGGAUGUGAAGGAGAGCAAACUCAGUUCCUCCAUGAACUCCAUUAAGACCUUCUGGAGCCCGGAGCUGAAAAAGGAGCGCACCCUGCGCAAGGACGAGGUGUCAAAGAUUGCCGUGUGGAAAGAGCAGUACAGAGUCGUACAGGAUGAGAACCAGCAUCUCCAGAUGACCAUCCAGGCCCUCCAGGAUGAGCUGCGGAUCCAGAGAGAUCUGAACCAGCUGUUCCAGCAGGACCCCAGCGUUCGUCCCGGCGAGCCCCUGACUGCCGAGCUGACCGAGGAGAACUUCCAGCGGCUGCACGGUGAGCAUGAGCGGCAGGCCAAGGAACUGUUCCUCCUGAGGAAGACUCUGGAGGAGAUGGAGCUGCGCAUCGACACACAGAAACAGACGCUCUGCGCUCGAGACGAAUCCAUCAAGAAGCUCCUGGAGAUGUUGCAGAGCAAAGGGCUGUCGGCCAAGGCCAGCGAGGAGGACCACGAGCGGACACGGAGGCUGGCUGAUGCUGAGAUGCAUAUCCAUCACAUGAAAAGCCUUUUGGAGCAGAGAGAGAAGGAAAUGGUCUUUCUGAGAGAGGAUCUCCACCGACGAUUUGAGGGAGCUCCAGAAUCUGCCAAAACCAAGGCCCUGCAGACUGUCAUCGAGAUGAAGGACUCUAAGAUCAGUUCUCUGGAGCGCAGUCUGAGGGACCUGGAGGACGAGAUACAGAUGCUCAAGUCAAACGGGGCUCUCAGCACAGAGGAGAGAGAGGAGGAGAUGAAACAGAUGGAGGUCUACCGCAGUCACUCCAAGUUCAUGAAGAACAAGGUAGAGCAACUGAAGGACGAACUGGCGCAGAGCGAAGCGCAGGGCGAGGAGCUGAAAAAGCGGGCGGCUGAGCUGCAGCAAGAGGUCUCUGCCAUUGACCAGGUGAAGCAGGAUCUCUCCAGGAAGGAUACUGAGCUCUUGGGUCUGCAGACUAAACUGGAGAUGCUCGCCAAUCAGUUUUCUGACAGCAAACAGCACAUCGAUGUACUCAAAGAGUCUCUCACUGCCAAAGAACAGCGUGCUGCCAUCCUGCAGACUGAGGUCGAUGCUUUGCGUUUACGUCUGGAGGAGAAGGAGGCUACGCUUAAUAAAAAGAGCAAGCAGAUUCAGGAAGUGUCAGAGGAGAAGGGCGCCCUGAACGGAGAAAUUCACGACCUCAAAGACAUGCUUGACGUCAAGGAACGCAAGGUCAACGUGCUUCAGAAGAAGAUUGAGAACCUGCAGGAGCAGCUGAAGGAUAAGGAGAAGCAGAUGACCAGCCUGAAGGAGCGCGUCAAAUCCCUGCAGGCCGACACUUCAAACACGGACACGGCCCUCACCACGCUGGAGGAGGCCCUGUCUGAGAAGGAGCGUAUUAUCGAGCGUCUGAAGGAACAGAGGGAUAGAGACGAGAGAGAGAAGAGCGAAGAACUGGAGAGCAACAAGAAAGAGCUGAAAGAGCUGAAAGAGAAAGUCAGCUUACUGCAGGGAGAGCUGUCCGAUCGCGAGGCCUCUCUAUUGGACCUGAAGGAGCACGCCUCGUCCCUGGCCUCCUCUGGACUGAAGAAGGACUCCAAGCUGAAGAGUCUCGAAAUCGCUCUUGAGCAGAAGAGAGAAGAAUGCACCAAAUUUGAGAGUCAACUCAAGAAGGCUCAAUCCAUCGCAGUUGAGGCUCAGACAAAUGCAGGACUGUCGGAGCGCAUUGCCACACUUGAGCAGGAGGUGGCGCGUUACAAAGAGGAUGCUGGGAAGGCACAGGCCGAGGUGGACCGGCUCCUGGAAAUCCUCCGUGAGAUGGAGAAUGAGAAGAACGACAAGGAUCGCAAGAUCAACGAGCUGGAGAGUCUGCUUUCAAGGCAAAUGAAAGACCAAAGCAAGAAGGUUGCCAACCUGAAGCACAAAGAGCAGGUGGAGAAGAACAAGAACGCUCAGUUGAUGGAAGAGGCUCGUAAGCGAGAGGAUAACAUGAACGAGAGCUCUCAACAGAUCAAGGAUUCUCUGCAGCAGAAGGACGAGCGCAUCGAGGAGCUGGAGGAGGCCUUGCGUGAGAGCGUACAGAUCACAGCCGAGAGAGAAAUGGUGUUGGCACAAGAGGAAUCUGCCCGUGCAAAUGCAGAGAAACAGCGCUCUCAUGACCUAAUGCAUGACUCCGGCCACGCUGGCUUAAAGUGGCUCAAGAUGGAGGAGCUGUUGGCCGCCAUGGAAAAGGUGAAGCAAGAGUUGGAGUCCAUGAAGGCCAAGCUGUCAUCUACCCAGCAGUCUCUGGCUGAGAAGGAGGCCCACCUGACCACACUGAGGGCAGAGCGCAGAAAGCACCUGGAGGAGGUGCUGGAAAUGAAGCAGGAGGCGCUAUUGGCAGCCAUCAGCGAGAAGGACGCCAACAUCGCUCUUCUAGAGCUGUCGUCCUCAAAGAAGAAGAAGACUCAAGAUGAGGUGGCUCUGCUGAAGAGGGAGAAAGACCGACUGGUACAUCAGCUCAAACAGCAGACGCAGAACCGUAUGAAGUUAAUGGCUGAUAACUACGAGGAUGACCACCUCAAGGCCUCGAAUUCUGACCAGACCAAUCACAAACCCUCUCCGGAUCAGAUUAUCCCCCCACUCAUAGACCUCAAUCAAAACCGCAGUAAGCUGAAACUGUACAUCGGCCACCUCACAGCCCUGUGCCACGAGAGAGACCCCCACAUCCUGCAGGACCUGGCCCCACCCUCCGCAUACCACCGCAGCCAACAGGAAGCCUGGGAGGAAGAGCUUCAGAAGAUGAGCCCCGAGCAGCUGGAAUCCGAGCUGGAGCAGUGUGAACGAGAGAGUGCCGAACUACAGGAAUACGCAAACUCCGUCCUGCAACAGAUUGCCGAUCACUGCCCGGACAUCCUGGAGCAAGUGGUCAACGCUCUGGAGGAGUCCUGCUGACCGGACCGGAUCACGGAGCUCACUUUUCCUGCUUCUCCUUCCCUUUCUUCUGUGUUUCACAGAAUGCCAGCACACAGACACAAACUCUCGUACCCUCACCCACAUGCACAAAUCAAAGGACAGACACAUACGGGAAAGACUGACAGCUCACAAGUCAAGUGCACGCUUGGAUUGGCUUCGGGGUGUGCGAAUGGUGGGCUUUCCUUCUGCCCUCCCCUAUCACCACAUGCACCUUCAGAAUCCCGUUUACACUCACAUAAACAUGGGGAAGAAGAAACCGAAAGAGGGAAACGGGCGGCAGGGAAGCUUAGUAUUAUAAGACAUGUUCACUCAUUCAGUUAAACCCGUCCUGCGGGAGGUGAAGUUCUCUCUGUGAGGGUCAGGAAAUAGUCUCCUUAUCUUGAUAUACACUAUUGCCACAGCUUUUAAAAGCUGCAGGAUUUUUAAACCGUUUUGAAGCAAUUUAGAUUUUUUUCCCCCUCCCUCCUCCUCUCCCUUUUUUCUAGAUGCUUUGUUACUGACGUUAAAUUAUGGGUCAUUCGCGCAGGGCAAAACUCCUGCACUCUCGAACCAUCUGGUUUCACUCAAAACUUGGUUAAUGCUCCGGUUGUGCCAGCAGACAGUCCACGCGGACUUAAACAUAGCCUACUUUUACUAUCGAAGUCAGUAGCGGGUUUAGAUUACUGCAACCCCCACCAUCUGGGAAUUUACUAUUGACUUGGUUACUGGCCGAUUUCCUCCCCAAGUCUCGUUCAUGAAAGUUACAAAACGGACAAUAUGGGUAAUGUUAACCCGUAUGCACCUGUCACCAGCUAAAGAAACCACAGCCCUGGUUUGUGUCUGUUAAAGGUGAGAGGAAGAAAAUUAUUUUCCUUGGAAGUUGUAGGUUUAUUGCUGCUAACAUUUGUCUUUGCAUGUGGCAGGUUUGGUUUGCUCGUGUUUUUCUAUAGCUCUCUGAUGAUGCCGAGGGCGGUAAAACAGAGGGUGUAUUGCCGACGCAGAUGUUGUGGACGCAGAAGUGCCUCAUCAUCAGAGAGCAGCUGCCACACAUCACUGGAAUAGGAAAAUAGGUACCUAUCACUCAUUCCGUACUUUGAAAACUAUGUGGUCUCACACUGGGAUGAAGACUGGCGGUAGUUUUUCAGUUUGCUCGAUUUUGCUCUACAAGGUUUUCUUGACGGAUAAGGUCAAAUAAAAGUAGCUGUUUAGAUACCCUCUUGCUUUAUUCCACUCUCUCUUUUUUUUUGAACAGUUGGAAGUUGUUUUUUGCGGUUGCUUUCUGAGAUAUCAUCAAGCUUUGAUCCCAAGCAUCUCGCAUGUACCAUCAUGCUCCUGUCUUUCUCUUUGCUUGGCUUCAUAUCAUCAUCCUCAGACCCGGGCGUCUCUGUUAGCACAGCCGGCAGGUGUAUCCUCUUUCACUUUAUGGUUAUAUGGGUCUAUAUCCGUUGGCAUUGGGUGUCCCUUUUUGGAGUGAUAAGAUACAACCUCGUUCAACUUGUGAUAAACGUGUUCGGCCGUUGCUUUAAAGUCCAGAGUCGACUUCCCCUGUGGAUGACACUGGGCGUAACGUGCCCUCUGCUCUUCUCUCUCUAUAUCUCCUCAUCCCUCCCUCAUUCAUGCCUGUGUGUAGUUUAUGGCUCUGACCUGCUGUGUUGUGUUAGUCAUACUCCUCUCUGCACGAUAAGCCCCACAGACAAGACAAACAGCACAAGAUCACAGCGAAUAUAAUCAUCUCUCUCUCACACGCUCCCGUAUCACCAUACCACCUCUCCUCAUGCCCAUACGCACUGGUUAUGAGGGAACCUGCCACGUGUUGUGGGGCCAAACGUUCGCUUUACCCAGAUUUGAUUGCACUGUGAGUCUCUACUCUAGUAGCUGUAACUAGUACUAGUAUAUUGUUCUCCAGAGAUUCAUGUUUGUUUGUCUCUGUGUGAAUGAUUUAGACUAAAAGACGGGUUUAUGUAUUUGGGUGAAUUUCAUAAAAACGCAUUCAGGUCACAUUGUACGCCAAAAUCAUAAGAAAUUAUAUAUUGCAUAAAAAGGAAUGAAGCUACAUUAUUUUCAUGAAAA